Callorhinchus milii (elephant shark) is the source of this 1634-nucleotide messenger RNA. RefSeq lists its product as uncharacterized. NCBI's taxonomy places the organism in Eukaryota, Metazoa, Chordata, Chondrichthyes, Chimaeriformes, Callorhinchidae. The transcript is spliced from 5 exons. The record is from RefSeq and is a predicted model, not a curated record. The coding region runs from base 136 to 1311 and encodes 391 amino acids. Gene Ontology annotation, biological process: response to bacterium.
CACAUUCUCUCUCUCUCUCUGGCUGUUUCGUCCUCUUUACAUGAGGUACAAUGAGUGCUACAGGGAAAGGGAAUUUGACUGAGCUCCAUCACAGCUUCUCCACAUUUCUCAACAUGUAACCUGAGCAUUGCUGAAAUGAACACGAUUCUCUUUACUGUGAGGCUGCUCCUAUGUGUUAUGGCAGGGGGAACAGCAGAUCCUGUCCUGACUCAGUCACCGGCCCAAGUAACUGUGAGAGUGGGGCAGACCGUCCACUUACUGUGUGCCAUGAAGAACGGUGAAAUGGAGAAAAUACAUCUACACUGGUACCAGCGGCGGCCUGGACAAGGAAAUCGACAAAUUAUAACUCAUUAUCAAAAUCACGUUCAGAGGUACGAUGUUACUGAACGUUUUGGGUCAAAGAAAAAUCUCACUGACAACAGCUGUACUCUGACGAUCACUGAUGUACGUCUCACAGACUCUUCUAUCUAUACCUGUGCUGUGUACUCAACUAUCUUUGGAACUGGGACUGUGGUAACUGUGAUCGGGAGAACGGGAGUUCCUGUCCUGACUCAGUCACCGGCCCAAGUAACUGUGAGAGAGGGGCAGACCGUCCACUUACUGUGUGCCAUGAAGAACGGUGAAAUGGGGAAAAUACAUCUACACUGGUACCAGCGGCGGCCUGGACAAGGAAAUCGACAAAUUAUAACUCAUUAUCAAAAUCACGUUCAGAGGUACGAUGUUACUGAACGUUUUGGGUCAAAGAAAAAUCUCACUGACAACAGCUGUACUCUGACGAUCACUGAUGUACGUCUCACAGACUCUUCUAUCUAUACCUGUGCUGUGCACACAACUAUCUUUGGAACUGGGACUGUGGUAACUGUGAUCGGUACGACUGAUCCUCUCCUCAUUCAGUCCCCGACCCUGGAACGUGUCGCAGUGGGAUACCCGGCCCGGUUACAGUGCUCCAUGGAGAACGCAGACGUGAGCCGCAACGAUGUACACUGGUACCGACAACUCCCGGGACAGCAGAGGGAGUGGAUUUUAACACAUGAUACAAAUGGCAGGAAAACAGAUCACGAAGAUGUUAAUCAGCGUCUCCAGCCGUCCAGAGUCACCUCCAAUAACACCUACAUUCUGAUACUCAGACGAGUGACAGUCAGUGACGCUGCCGUCUAUCACUGCUGUGUGUGGGGAGAUGUCUGUGGGAACGGGACCCGACUGAACGUAACAUGGAGCAGAGAACAGGUCUGGAUCAACAUGGGGACAGCUCUGGGAGUCCUGGCCUGUGUUGGAGCAGCUUUUCUUACCUACAAGAUGUGUAGUUUGUGAAGAAACAGUCCUGUACAUUUGCCUCCAUGUUUUACCUGAACUAAUCCACACUGAAGGCGACUUGUCAGACUUUGGGGAAAUGAAGAUGUGACAAAUGUAAGGAGUCUUUUUCCCAAGUUCCACACAGGACCUCCACACGUCAUCUGAUCAGAGGCAGUGACACGAGGCACAAAGUCAUGUUAUCAUCAGGGGAACGUGUCAAUUUAGAGGAGAUAUUUUACAGACGGGGUUAGAGUGUGGAAUGCCUCGCCCACAUGGCUCUUCAAACCAGAAUAGUGUUUACUGGGCAUUAGAUAAAUACAGGAGGAAUUAUAUGCAAGGAU